Messenger RNA from Aspergillus puulaauensis, 543 nucleotides. RefSeq lists its product as uncharacterized. The transcript has 2 exons. The coding region runs from base 1 to 543 and encodes 180 amino acids. NCBI's taxonomy places the organism in Eukaryota, Fungi, Ascomycota, Eurotiomycetes, Eurotiales, Aspergillaceae. The record is from RefSeq and is a predicted model, not a curated record.
AUGCACGACCGUCUAGUUCAUCUGGAGCGUCUUGUUAUGUCUGUGAUGCCCGAUUCGGCUGCAACCAAUACCGACUCUGGUGUGCAGCGAUCGGUGCCAACCACGACGGGCAAAACGACGGGCGAUACCCCGAUAGAUGAGCAGUCCGAAUGUGGAAGCAUGCGAAUCAGUGCUUCGGAGCUCCAGUAUGUCGGAGGUGACCACUGGGUUGCCAUCUUGGGCGGCAUAGCCGAUCUGAAAGAGCAUAUCGAACGGGAGGAACAAUUGCGACUGGCUGACAGUCCAGGCCGGACCGAGGACAGUGUCAGAGACUCAAGUCUACCGAGCCGGGAUGGCGCAUUCCUGUUGUAUGGGCGUUACCGUCCAGAAUCUCGAGAUGCAAUUCUCGCGGCGCUGCCUCCCAGAUACGCCGUGGAUCGCUACAUCUCGCGCUACUUCAACUACCUGGAUCUCGUCUCAUCCGCCACUGUCCAUGGGCCCGUUUUCCUGCGCGAGGCAAGCCUUAAACUUCCCAUGGAAGGUCCCAGUGCUGAUGAUCUGUAG